GAAGAUCCUCCAAAGGGGGGGAUCAGGUUGCGUCUUCUUUUUUUUUUUUUUUUUUUUUUUUCCUCUUCCCCCUUCCUUUUAAGUGGAGAUCCAGAGUGCGUGACGGAAGAUAUAUAUAUUUAAUUGCUCCAGAUCAGGAUCUUCUCAGCUGUUUUAUUGUGCGGAACUGAACUAACACCACAGAGAUGAGCAUCGAAACGCUUCUAGAGGCAGCCAAGUUUUUAGAAUUGCAAGCCCAGCAACAACAGAAAACACGUGAAGAGGAGAAUGAGCUUUGGGAGAGACUGCACCUCGAACAGGAAGCAGGGAAGCAAAGAGCAGAAACACCUCCCAGCGUUCAAGUCGCACAUGCUAAUCACCUGACCUUAAGGGAGGAGUUGAGUCCAGAGCGUAACCACACUCCUUCAUCAGUCCUGUCCUCUCCGCCUCCUCCUCCUACCCUUCCUGCUACCUCCAUUCCAAUAACGGUCAUUCCCAUCCCAGUGGUGUCGGCCAGCCCGACCUCAUCACCUGUAUCCCCCCACGUCCCCAAAGACACACACUCACCCCCGUCUCAGCAUGCGCUGCCCCAACAUGCAAUCCUACCCCUUCAGACUAACGGCACUAAACUAUCCCAGCCCCUUCAGUCCUACCCUGGGUCCAUUGUUCGAGCCUCCCAUCAUGCUCUUCUUCCCCAGCCAGCAAACACACCUGCACAGCCAAGCAUCAUGGCCAAAACCAACCUAGCUGACGAUCUCCGUGGCCUGGAUGGCAAAAAAAGACCUGGAGGGGCAGGAACAAGGGAAGUGCAUAACAAGCUUGAAAAAAACAGGCGUGCACACUUGAAGGAAUGCUUCGAAACCCUCAAGAAGAACAUCCCUAAUGUGGAUGAAAAGAAAACCUCCAAUCUGAGUGUGCUGAGAAGUGCGUUAAGAUAUAUUCAGACUCUGAAAAGGAAAGAGAAAGAGUAUGAGCAUGAGAUGGAGCGCCUGGCUCGUGAGAAGAUCUCCAUUCAGCAGAGGCUGUCUGAGCUGAAGAAUGAGCUUAGCCAGAGGAUGGACAUAAUAGAGGUUGAGCGACUUCUGCGUCAGACAGUCCAGCCUGAAGAUGACCAAGCAUCCACCUCCACAGCCUCAGAAGGUGAAGAUAAUAUGGACGAGGACAUUGAGGAAGAGGGUGUGUUGACCUUGCCUCUUUCCUUACCCAGAGUGCCUCAGCCAAUACUCAGGAAGCCAUCUCCAUCUCUGCCUCAAACUAUUUGUGUCUCAUCCCAACCCUCCCAAACUCCAGGAGCUUCUACUGCAUCUCCUGCCUUGACCUCGUUCUCCGCUCAUCCUUCCUCGCCCUCACUCUCCUUGCCCCCUGCACAGGCCUCAGUGAACCAGCAGCCCCAGCCCAUGGUGGCACCUCACAACCUGACAUAUGGGCAUAUUGUAGCCACUCCCAGCAUCCAGCCAACAGUAAUCACUCAUGCUUCUUCACACGCUUCUGUCAUCCAGGCUGUCAGUCACGUCACCCAGACAGGCACCAAGCACAUAGCCCACAUCGCCCCCUCCUCCACCUCUUCCCCGUCCUCUUCCACCAGCGCCAUACAGCUCGCACCUGGACCUCAGACCAUCGGGCACAUCACGGUGCACCCAAUGGCCCAUCUUCCCACGCUAUACCAACAACCAGUCACCAUUUCACACACCCUCUCACAUGGCCAGGCCAACGGCACCCCAGCGUUGGCCAAACAGGCGCCCGUUGGGCAUCAGGUGCUCGCACAUCACCCGCAGCUUGUGGGCCAGACUGUCCUCAACCCAGUUACCAUGGUAACCAUGCCCUCGUUCCCUGUCAGCACACUGAAGCUGGCAUGAGAGAACAGGCUGACAUGGGCUCUGAACUUACUAGCACAACUUCUGCUAGUCACAUCCAGCAUUACAGCAGACAAAACAGUACAUUCCAAAUAAAAAAAAAAAUCUAUGGUGAGUCUAAGACAAAUCUAGCAAAUUUAUAUAUAGCAGUUAUGUUGUAUGGUAAAGGGGGGGGUUUGUAUCCCUUUGUGUGGAUAAAAUUAGAUUGUGUCCUCUUUCAUGCUGCUACUGUGUGUGUGUGUGUGUGUGUGUGUGUGUGUGUGUGUGUGUGUGUGAGAGAGAGAGAGAGAGAGAGAGAGAGAGAGAGAGACGUGGUAAACAGAAAGGUGGAUAAUAAGGCAAAAAUAUCACACAACUACUCAAGACAAUUUCACAAUAAUAGAAUUUUUAUCAUUGUAUUUACAUUUGCUCACAAAGUGCCAGGAAAUGAUCAGUGCUACAGUUAAAGAACUUUUAUAUUUGGAUACAAAAGUAAUUGACCACAGAACAGAAGACUAAAUGAAUCAUUUAGUACAAAUAUAUCAUUUAAUUUGAAUUACUUGCUAAUAGAUGUAACAAUACAAUUGGUCAUUGUCAAAAAAAUAAGCAUUGUUAUAUCAUCCAGCCCCAGGAGCAUAAAUGUUGUAGUCGUGCGGUAACUAUAAGGAUUAUGACAGGUUACUGUCAGGAUAGUUUGGAUUGCUUGACUGUAGUGCUCAGUGCAUUUGCACUCUCAUCAGCUAAUAGAACACUGUUCUAAUAAACCACGCUUUGAAAUGUGAUAACUUGAGUUUGGAAAUUGAGUUCUAGAGCUGUACCAAUUUUCUAACUGCUCUUUUAUAUGCCGUUUAUUGAAAAAUUUUAGUCCACCCUUAUCAGAAAGUAUCUUUGCAGGAGCAUGCAGUUUUCUUGAAUGUUUUCUUGAAUCUUUACUAUCUAGCAUUCAGGUUGUUGCCAUUAUUGCUUUUUGAUUGUAUGUCAUGUGUCUUGGAACUGAGGGACUCUAAGGAAAUCUCCUGUGCCUUUUAACCAUGCCUCUGUGGCACUGCAGUUUUCUUCAAUGCUGCACAGACGUCCUCUGGUGUCCUCUCUCUGGAACUGCACUCUCAGCUAACACACCAGCCAUUAGCUGCAGAACACUGGUUCUGCGCCACUGCCCAGCCUAGCCAGCAAAACUUGAGGUUACAGUUCUAUAGCCAUCACUGUGCCAUGGAGGGGCUAUAAUAUAGUAAAAGAAUAAAUGUAAGAUCCUGAACUUUAUUGUGAAUGUACUUUUUCUGUGUUCAGAUGGAAAACGCAAUGCCUUCAUCAUGUUAUAGCUGAUCAAUGUUAACUUUGUUUGGCAGGAGUGCAUAGCAAUUGUUACCGUGUGUGUGUGUGGCUUUGUCAACAUCCAUCUGAUUGAUGCUGAUUUAAUUUGAUUGUAUGUGUUUGACAGAGUGUUUGUGACUAAUAGUACAUGGUGGAAAUGUGUAGAAGAGAUACAGUACAUUAUCCAAAGCUUCUGUGAACACAUCAGGCUGUAAAACAAAUGUGAUCCUGUAGGAGUGUAAAUUCAGAAAGACAGGUGUACAUUUACAAUACUUCAAUCCAGAUGCCUAUGUGUCUUUACUGAGCCACAAUGAACACUCCACAGACCUGCAAGUCCUCUGAUUUGACUCACGAACCUCUAACACUGUGAUAUUGCUCAAGUGACCCACAAAAAAAAUAGCCCAAGUUUACAAUACGGAUAUUACCGAGUACUCACUUAAACUAGCAGAGCCCCUUUCAUCCAUUGCUAUGCUUCAUGAAUAAGUUGGAACUUAUUUUUUACUGAAAUCUGAUUGUGUUUACACACACAAGGAGGCACAUGUUCACCAGCUAAAACACAUUUUCUGGUUAAGCAUGUUUGAUCUGGCAUGUACAUGAAUGGAUUGUCAGGGAAAAUCUGUUUUAGGGACCAUAUACAGUACUGUAUACUAUGGGGCAACCUUUCUGACCUCUGUCCACAUUAAUAUUAUAUAUACAAAAAGUUUUUUUCCCUAUGGAGAAAGUGUAUGUUGUGUGUAUAUAGCCUGUACAUUUGGGGCUGCACAGAUUGAACUGUCCAUCGUGUUCAAGAUCUAAAUGAAGAGGUAGAGCAAAUCUAGAACAAAUGUUGAAUAAAUAAAAUCUUGAUACAUUU
Molecule: messenger RNA, 3975 nt
Organism: Tachysurus vachellii
Lineage: Eukaryota; Metazoa; Chordata; Actinopteri; Siluriformes; Bagridae
Gene: mnta
Product: MAX network transcriptional repressor a
Exons: 6
Coding region: 186-1835 (549 amino acids)
Biological process (GO): regulation of transcription by RNA polymerase II
Molecular function (GO): protein dimerization activity; RNA polymerase II cis-regulatory region sequence-specific DNA binding; DNA-binding transcription factor activity, RNA polymerase II-specific
Source: RefSeq, a predicted model, not a curated record